AUGGUUGUUUGUAAAUAUUUCCAGGAAGGCAGAUGCAGGUUUGGAGAUCAAUGCAAGCAUGAGCACCCUGGAAGUAAGUCAUUUGGUGGAAACCGGUUUAGCGCUCUCCAAUCGGGUGCCGGUGGUGGUUUUGGAGGUUCUCGUCAAGCCGCUCAAGAAGAUCUCCGAAAGAAGUAUUCCUUGACUCCCGACGAUAUCAAGAAUGACCUCACUCCUGGAAAGGGCAGGCCCAACUGGAUCUUCUCAUCUUAUGGACCGGGCAGAUAUGCGCCAGUUCAACUCUUUGGUGGUCCCGAAAGGGAGCAAAGCUUCGAGGAAAUGCGUGUUAUACACUAUGCCGCUACAGCUGCUGGCAACCCUCAAAAAGCCAUUCAAGAUGCAAACAAUCUUUAUGCAGCCACUGAAGCCCAGAUUCAGACCAUUUUAUCUGACGUCGAGGGAGCCAUAAGAUAUAUUAUCGAUGGCGCAAACCAACACCCAAAUCGAAUUGAUAUCACAGCAGGAAAUGUAGCGGCGGCCCCUGGGCAACAACCUGCGUUUGGUGUCGGUGCAGGUACGGGUCAGCCAUCAGGUUUCGGUCAGCCGACGCCAUUUGGUCAGGCUGCACCAAGUGCUCCUUCGGCUUUCGGUCAGCCAUCCGGACUGGGACAACAGCAACAACCCGCGUUCGGAGAGCAAGCAUUCGGUCAGCCCUCUACACUCGGCCAAGCAGCUCCGCAGCCACCGUUUGGCCAAUCGUCAUUCGGUCAACCGUCCGCGCUAGGACAACAGCAACAAUCUGCGUUUGGGAAGCCAGCAUUUGGCCAGCCUUCUACACUCGGGCAAGCAUCUACGCAGUCUGGGUUUGGUCAGGUAUCCCCAUUCGGCCAGCCUGUACCCCAGGGCCCGACACAGCCCAGUUAUUUAAACCAGACCACCGAGGCUUCCCCCUUUACUCAGCUCACUAGUCAAGGCCAGGGUUUCGGACAACCGCAAAGCCAAGCUCAGGGUCCAUCCCCAUUCGCAAAGCCGGAGACCACGGCUCCAUUUGGGCAACCCCAGUCAACGGCUAAUCCAUUUGGUCAACCUUCUGGUUUCGGAGUCCAACAGCAGACAGCAUCUCCUUUCGCUCAACCACCUGGGUUUGCUACGACGGCCCCAACAACACAGCCAGCACCCCAAUCAGCCUCAUUACCCGCUGCGGUUCCAACAGCGGCUCUUGGGACUAAAAAGGAUUCUACAAAAUUGAACCCAUUGCCCAAACUUGUUGGUGAAACUCGGCGAGACCCAGUGACGAAUAAGCUUAUUUCAUGGAAGGGCCAGCAAACUAAAUACAUCGACAAUGAACCCUGCUUCCAACACCCAGACGACCCGGCAACGUUCGUGCACAUUUACUUUCCACAAGGCCCUCCAGCCCCGGAGUCAUUUAGAAGUUCAGUGGGAAAGGCCGAGGAAUAUACGCCCCAGGUCCAAGAGGCGUAUAAAUUCUUGAAAGCAAAUGGCUCGUUUCAGAACGGGAUUAUGCCGUCUGUUCCGCCGAGGCCAGAGUGGUGUAGCUUUGAACUUUAA
Coccidioides immitis RS is the source of this 1548-nucleotide messenger RNA. Its product is annotated as CCCH zinc finger domain-containing protein. The record is from RefSeq and is a predicted model, not a curated record. Bases 1 to 1548 code for a protein of 515 amino acids. Gene Ontology annotation, molecular function: metal ion binding. The transcript is spliced from 4 exons. Lineage: Eukaryota; Fungi; Ascomycota; Eurotiomycetes; Onygenales; Onygenaceae.